AUGCUAUCGCUAAAGAAAUCUACGCUCUCUAAGCUUGCUGUGUUUAAGAGCGCAAGGACGUUUUCAUCCUCCGCUUUUGUCCGCCAGACACAGGGGUCUGUGAAUGGCUCCACGUCCACUUCCGCGGAUGGAAAGUACCAUAUAAUAGACCACGAAUACGAUUGUGUGGUCGUCGGUGCCGGUGGUGCCGGUCUCAGAGCUGCCUUUGGUCUGGCUGAGGCUGGUUACAAGACCGCGUGUAUAUCAAAGUUAUUCCCCACCAGAUCGCACACGGUUGCUGCGCAAGGUGGUAUUAAUGCCGCCCUGGGCAACAUGCACAAGGACAACUGGAAAUGGCACAUGUACGAUACCGUGAAGGGGUCUGAUUGGCUCGGUGACCAGGACUCUAUCCAUUACAUGACCCGAGAGGCGCCUAAGUCGAUCAUCGAGCUGGAACAUUACGGUGUGCCCUUUUCGAGAACCGAAAGCGGCAAGAUCUACCAAAGAGCCUUUGGUGGCCAAACUAAGGAGUUCGGUAAGGGUGCUCAGGCCUACAGAACUUGUGCGGUCGCGGACAGAACGGGACAUGCCCUUUUGCACACUCUUUACGGCCAAGCCUUGAGACACGACACACAUUUCUUUAUCGAAUAUUUCGCCAUGGAUCUGUUGACCCAUAACGGCGAGGUCGUGGGUGUCAUUGCGUACAACCAAGAGGAUGGUACCAUCCACAGAUUCAGAGCGCACAAGACCAUUAUCGCCACCGGUGGCUACGGUAGAGCAUACUUCUCCUGUACCUCCGCGCACACGUGCACAGGUGACGGUAACGCCAUGGUUUCGCGUGCUGGGUUCCCGCUGCAAGAUCUGGAGUUUGUUCAAUUCCACCCUUCGGGUAUUUACGGGUCCGGUUGUUUGAUCACUGAAGGUGCUCGUGGUGAAGGUGGGUUCCUGCUCAAUUCUGAAGGUGAAAGAUUCAUGGAACGUUACGCCCCCACGGCCAAGGAUUUGGCCUGUAGAGACGUCGUGUCCAGGGCUAUUACCAUGGAAAUUAGAGAAGGUAGGGGUGUUGGUAAGAAGAAGGACCAUAUGUACUUGCAAUUGAGCCAUCUGCCUCCAGAAGUCUUGAAAGAAAGAUUGCCCGGUAUUUCUGAAACCGCGGCCAUUUUCUCUGGUGUAGACGUGACAAAGGAACCUAUUCCAAUCAUUCCUACCGUGCACUACAAUAUGGGUGGUAUCCCCACCAAAUGGAGCGGUGAAGCGUUGACUAUUGACGAAGAAACCGGUGAAGACAAGCUUAUUCCUGGUUUAAUGGCUUGUGGUGAAGCCGCUUGUGUCUCUGUUCACGGUGCCAAUAGAUUAGGUGCUAACUCCUUGUUAGAUCUUGUUGUUUUUGGUCGUGCUGUAGCCCAUACUGUCGCUGACACCCUACAACCUGGCUUACCACAUAAACCACUACCUUCAGAUCUAGGUAAAGAGUCCAUUGCCAACUUGGAUAAAAUAAGAAACGCUAAUGGUUCAAGAACUACCGCCGAGGUUAGAAUGAACAUGAAACAAACAAUGCAAAAGGAUGUAUCCGUUUUCAGAACACAAUCGUCUCUGGACGAUGGUGUUCGCAACAUCACCGCUGUGGAAAAGACCUUCGAUGACGUCAAAACCACAGACAGAUCAAUGAUCUGGAAUUCCGACUUAGUUGAAACCUUGGAAUUACAAAACUUACUAACUUGCGCCUCCCAAACUGCCGUUUCUGCCGCUAAUAGAAAAGAAUCCCGUGGUGCUCAUGCAAGAGAAGAUUAUCCAAACAGAGACGAUGAAAACUGGAUGAAGCACACUUUAUCCUGGCAGAAGGAUGUCGCUGCCCCAGUGACUUUGAAAUAUAGAAAGGUUAUUUCUCACACUUUGGAUGAGAAUGAAUGCCCCUCUGUUCCUCCAACUGUAAGAUCCUAUUAG
This is a messenger RNA of Saccharomyces eubayanus, 1923 nucleotides long. It is a transcript of the gene SDH1, whose product is annotated as succinate dehydrogenase flavoprotein subunit SDH1. Gene Ontology annotation, molecular function: electron transfer activity; flavin adenine dinucleotide binding; succinate dehydrogenase (quinone) activity. The transcript has a single exon. Lineage: Eukaryota; Fungi; Ascomycota; Saccharomycetes; Saccharomycetales; Saccharomycetaceae. Gene Ontology annotation, biological process: mitochondrial electron transport, succinate to ubiquinone; tricarboxylic acid cycle. Bases 1 to 1923 code for a protein of 640 amino acids. The record is from RefSeq and is a predicted model, not a curated record.